AUGUGCACAGUCGGACGGAGUACGGAGUACGGACUAGUUGUACCUGUCACCGGGGAGACGAUUUGCCGCGCCGACUCGGAGAAAUCUUCCACAGCCCUGUCUGUCAAUAGUAGAGAAUACGGAGAGAAGGCGAGGAUCAUGGGUGGCAGUGGCGGGAGAAAAACCUGGGGAAGACUAGGGUCCAGUACUAAGAUCAUCCUAAUUAGUACUGUACCAGCCGCCUAUGAGCCUGAGGGCCCCACCUUUCAGUCCGUGAUUGGCUGGCCAAGCGGAAGGAAGAAAGCUAACGUCUUCGACACUGAGGCACGGGAGGUCCAGGUCCAGGUCCAGGCCGAGGCCGAGGCCGAGGCCGAGAGCCAUGAUCGGGAUCCACUAGGUCCACUAAAGUACUACUACUGUAGGUAA
Drepanopeziza brunnea f. sp. 'multigermtubi' MB_m1 is the source of this 405-nucleotide messenger RNA. The record is from RefSeq and is a predicted model, not a curated record. Lineage: Eukaryota; Fungi; Ascomycota; Leotiomycetes; Helotiales; Drepanopezizaceae.